CUGCUACUUUGAUUCACUAAUUCGAAUGGAAAAAUAAAAAUUUGUUGCAUUCCUUGUAUAUUUGAAAAAGGUCAAAAAGCUGAAUAUUUUCGUAAUAUCAACAGAAAAAAAAAACAUUGUGUAUAGGAUUUCUGGAAAAGCUCGGGAAAAACUCCUAACAAACGCAUAUUUUUAAUCUAACUAGUUAAGGGAAUAAUCUUUUGUUGAAUUUACGAUUGAUAGACUAUUUAAUAAAAAGAAAGUGUGUUAAUAAAAAUGGAAAGCCUUGAAAAUAACUACAAAGAAGAAACAACAUGGAGACGUGUAACAUUUGAAAAAUUCCAUUCACCAGUUAUUAUGGAGUCAAUGUCAUGAUUGGCCGGAAGAAUUGGGUGAAGGUAAACGAGUCAUUUAACUCAUUGAAAUUUGAUGGUCAAAUCAACACGUUAUAGUGAAGACGUCUGUACUAUAUGUCAGUUGUGAAUUUGAACUCGAGGAGGAUCUCAUCGAGUUUCUCCUUUUUUAUGACUCAUUACUCAUGUGUAUUUUUGUCCUCUCAAAAAACAACUAAGAGAAAAUCUAUAUUAAACAAUACAUCCAUAAACAAAUGUGAAGUGAUUGUGAAAUUUUUUUUUUAUAAAAUACAAUCGCCAAUUUUGAUUUGGAUGAUUUAAGCUACUGAAAUCAUGACGAUUCCAUUAAUUUCCACUUGUAGGAUAACAAUAACUUUGAAUAUUGAAGAAAGCGAUUCAGCGAGAGACGAUAAAAAGACUUGUGGAUUUCAUUUAACGAGAUCUAAAUGGGAUCCUUAUCCCUGGAUUGGACAUGUUGAACCCGGAAGUAUUGCUGAUAUAGCUGGAUUGAAAACUGGCGAUUGCCUUUUACAAAUAGAUCAAGUGGACAUUGUAGGUCUUCGAGUGCAAGAGAUAGCAUCAUUAAUCAGGAAAGAAUCAUCAGGAGGAGUGAUAAAUCUUCAGGUAUGGCGUAGCGAAGGAAACGACAGCCAGACGAGAAAAAAAUUGAAUGGCACUGAAGGCGCAGCUCUCACAGGGCCACUUCCUAUUUUAAUCAGGAAGUUUUUAAAGGCUGUAUCCGCGAUUGUUAAUAUAUUGGAGUGUCCAGUCUGUCUGGAAACUGCAGCAUCUCCUAUAUCUCAAUGUGUCCAUGGGCACAUAUUGUGCUCCCCUUGUCGAACAAAAACAUUUCGGUGUCCUGUAUGUCGAGUACGAUUGGGUCAGGGUAGAUGUCUCAUUGCUGAUGAGAUCCAACGGAGUAUCAGAGAAGCUUUCGAUGAUGAUCAUAGCAAAAUCCCUGUCAAUGAAUCAGUAAAUAUUCCACCUAAUCACUCGUUGAAGCAAAAGUUAUUCGGCGUUAUUUCGUCAAAAUCAUAUGACGAGCCUGAGAACUACAUAAAGAAAUACAAGUCGCAAUUUUCACGGUUGUUUAGAGGUGGAUUCGAUCGAGCAGUGUCAGCGGAUAAUUUAACGAUAAAUUUUGAAAAUUUUAUUGAAAAGGAUAAAAGUCAGACUCAUACAGCACAAGCGGCAUUCAAAAGACUUGGAGAAUUGACAAAAGCAGAUCGGACUAAAUCCGCGAGUACUGGUGAAUUACGUGACAAUAAAAGAGUCUUGAAAAAUAAUGAAUCGAGUGGAGAACUCAAGACGUCGCAGUCAGGACAGUACCUGAAUAUCCCCAUGACCCCGUCGUGGGGUGGAUCCAUGGAAUCUCUACCCAGCAAUAAUCUCUUCGUAUGUCCAUUAUUUAUCCAGAGUGACUGCAGAGAACCAUUGACUCAAGAUCGACUUGCAGACCAUCUGGCAAUUGUACACAAUUGCAAAAACCAAAUGCAUUUGUACGUCAGCAGUGCGACAAUAUCAGUAUCUCCAUCAACCGACUCUAAUCCAAUCUUUAUCUUUCAUCAUGCUGGACAGCUUUUUAUUUUUCAGUACGAAAACGGAAUGGCUUGGAUGAUGGGUACUGGAGAGACUCCCAUGAAAUGGCUUUUGAAUGCAUGGACAUCUGAUAAAAAAGAGUGGAAACUUCAGCGACAAGUAUUGAGAACGAAUGAUGCAAAUCUUCAGAAAUAUUCAUCUCAGCAAGCACAACUUCCGGUGGACGCUAUUGACUCUAUUCGCAUUGAAAUAACUCAACUACAAUCUGAGCAACUCUUAUAAAUGUCUUUCAACAUUUCCACAAUAAUUAACUAACAGGAAAAUUACAGUAAUUUCAUUUACACAACUGAUUUAUAAAAAUGAAAAAAUCCUGUUCUAUUUAUUGUAUAUAAAUGAAAGAACAAGGAAUCCAAACAGUCAGAAUACAAUACAUUUAAAAUAAUAAUUAUUAUGGUAAGGCACUGGGGCUUUAUUAUCAAAAUUGGCAUAAUAACCAGACGUACACGUAAAGUCAAUCGUUUACGAUAAAAUUAAUAAUAAUUAAACCCUAAAAUGGGCGGCUUGUAUUUUCUAAACAACUUGUAAAACGAACGAAGGGAGAUAAAUUUCUCGUUAAAGUACAAUAAAAAAUAAUCAUAAAA
Molecule: messenger RNA, 2512 nt
Organism: Fopius arisanus
Lineage: Eukaryota; Metazoa; Arthropoda; Insecta; Hymenoptera; Braconidae
Exons: 4
Coding region: 666-2153 (495 amino acids)
Cellular component (GO): cytoplasm
Molecular function (GO): protein binding; ubiquitin protein ligase activity
Source: RefSeq, a predicted model, not a curated record